Messenger RNA from Colletotrichum godetiae, 1196 nucleotides. Its product is annotated as mitochondrial K+-H+ exchange-related-domain-containing protein. Bases 202 to 1116 code for a protein of 304 amino acids. Lineage: Eukaryota; Fungi; Ascomycota; Sordariomycetes; Glomerellales; Glomerellaceae. The record is from RefSeq and is a predicted model, not a curated record. Gene Ontology annotation, biological process: potassium ion transport; proton transmembrane transport. The transcript has 4 exons. Gene Ontology annotation, cellular component: mitochondrial inner membrane.
GACACACGUCAAAAUUGCCUCCUUUCUUCGACCAGGGACAAGAGGCCGCCUGAGCAUCCUCUUUUUCCCCUCCUCCGUCCCAUCGCAACUGCCGCGGGGCAGCGCGUCGCAUAUCCUCGAGCGACUCGACGACGAAGAAGUUAAUCGCCCCAAAACAACCCCCGAAAUCCACCGCUCGGGCUGAGCCCCUCGUCAUCCGAUAUGCGUCUCUACCUCCUCCCAAUCACCACGAGUCGAACUCUCCUCUACUCACAACGACUCAAUAUUGCGACGACGAACCAACAAGGCUUGGCAGAUAAGGUCGGCAAGAGGGCAGCUAAGUUGUGGGCUGGCUGGGAAGCAAAGGAGAGCGGAUGGCAGAAGAAAGUUGUCAGCUAUGGAAACUACGCCCUGCGUCGUAUUCCGUACGAGGAAUGGGGGCUGAAGUCGGUGCCACCCAUUUCUGCGCGACGCAAGGAUGAGGAGCUCAAGGGCAAGGAGAAGAUCGAAUUGGUCUUCCCGGAUACCAUUAUCCCUACAAAGCAGGCUGAGCAGGUUGUCAGGACUCUGGCCACGGAACGAGAUGCGCUGCACAAGAGGAAGCUUAUAUGGUGCUUGAUUGGCAUGCCCAUCUCGGCGCCAUUCGCCCUGGUACCCGUGAUACCUAAUCUGCCGUUCUUCUAUCUCGUCUACAGAGCUUGGUCGCAUUGGCGCGCUCUCGAGGGAGGCAAGCACCUCCGAUUCCUCGUUGAUAAUAAACUCCUGGCCCUGUCCCCGUCAAAGUUGUUGAACGACAUUUAUACGCCUUUAAUCCCAGAAAACACAACCGUAACACCGUCGAAACCGGCCCUUGGCAGCACGGAGCCUUUGAAAGGCAAGGGAGACAACGCAAAGGACGAGGCAAUCCUGCUCUCACAGGCCAAUGGUCAACGGAUUGCCAAGACGCUUGAUGUCCCCGAGCUGGGCGUCGAGAUCGAGCGGGCCAUCUGGCAGGUGAACCACGCCAAGAAGGCCAAGGAAGAAGAAGCUUCUGUUGAAGCCGCGGACGAGGCCGCAAAGGAAGCCGCAAAACAAGUCAACGCCGAUCCCACGACGGCCAAAGAAAAGCCUCCCAACCCAAACGAGGAGAAGAAGUAGCCUCAGCAACGACUUGUAGGAUGAUGGAUCCCCGCUCUGAUAGACAGACUCUUCUCCAUUGCCUUUGGGUUGGGCUAGAA